AUGCCAUUGACCUCCCGUGACAUCGUCUCGUGGAACGCCGUGCUCUCAGCCCACGCGCAGAAUGGCCUCGCAGUGGACGCCCUUGAUCUCUACAGCCGCAUGUGUGGCCACGAUGGCGGCGGCGUGGAGCCAGACGCCGUGACGCUCGUGAGCGUGCUCUCCUCGUGUGCCCACCUUGGAGCCCGCGGUGUAGGCCUGGGUGUCGAACGCUACAUGCAAGAGAGACUCCCAGGCUUCCGUGCCAACAUGCAGCUCUGCAACUCUCUCAUCAACUUCCAUGCACGCUGCGGCAAUUUGCCCCAGGCACAGCGGCUGUUCAACGAAAUGCCCAGGAAGAGCAUUGUGUCUUGGACGGCACUGAUCACUGGGUACGGCAUGCACGGGCAUGGCGAUGUCGCUGUAAAUCUCUUCCAGGCGAUGGUGUCAGAAGGCAUCCGGCCAGAUAAUGUCGCAAUGGUCGGCCUCUUGUCGGCGUGCAGCCACGCUGGAAUGUACAAGGAGGGGCGCAAGUACUUCUCAGCAAUGGAGAGUACAUACCAGUUGCGGCCUACACUGGAGCACUACACCUGCAUGGUGGACCUCCUUGGACGGGCCGGCCGUCUCAAGGAGGCACAAGAACUCAUCUCCUCAAUGCCCAUGCCAGCCGACGGUGCGGUGUGGGGUGCCCUUCUUGGGGCGUGCAAGAUACAUAAGAAUGUGGAGAUAGGGGAGGAGGCUUUCGAGCAUGUCAUCAAGCUCGAACCGAGCAAUGUCGGCUACUAUGUGCUCAUGGCAAACAUAUACACAGACACAGGACAACUGGAGGGUGUGGUGAGGGUACGUGCGAUGAUGAGGGAGCGUGGGCUCAAGAAGGAGCCUGGGUGCAGCUAUGUCGAAAACAAGGGGAGGGUUCAUCUCUUCAUGGCUGACGACCACUCACAUCCGCAGGCAAAGAGGAUUUACGAGCUCGUGAUUAAGCUUGAACAAAUGGUGACGGAGAGAACAGAUGGCACUGUGGAAACUGGGCAAGGCAGAGUGGACGAGGGGUACUCUGGGAAGAUGGCUGCGCCGUUGAUCGGCUUUCACAGUGAGAAGCUCGCUGUGGCCUUCGGUAUGCUGAACACUGAUGACAGUGAGAUUGUGGUGAUCAAGAACCUAAGGCUACGAGAAAAGUGGAGGGCUGGAUCAACAGCGGGCAUGAUGGACUCGCUGUUAGGUUGA
Triticum turgidum subsp. durum (durum wheat) is the source of this 1200-nucleotide messenger RNA. NCBI's taxonomy places the organism in Eukaryota, Viridiplantae, Streptophyta, Magnoliopsida, Poales, Poaceae. The record is from the annotation of a GenBank genome assembly.